AAAUCGUAAAUCAUUUGGGCUACUUAGCCCUAAAUGUCGAUUGAUUAAUUGUCUUUCAAGAAAUCAAAGGAAGGGUGCGACCCGCCCUAUCUAUCUACUUUUGCAUGGAAGCUCAAGUCUGCAAGAAGGAGGUGCCUGUCUUGAAAGAAGAAAUUGAUGAUAUACCUUUAUCAGAACUAUGGAAAAGAAUGCACAAGUCUGAACCCGAAUUGGCUAAUGGGAAGAAAGAACACAAGAAAAAGGAAGUGAAGAAAGUUGCACCGUCAAAGAUAAAGAGGACACUUACAAAGGUUUGUGGAAACUCGACUUCCUCCAAGAAAAAAAAAGUGGCAGAUGAAAAUGAAGAAAAACUUGCCAACAAGAAAUUUUCCAAACCUGGUCAACGAAGAGAACCGCCUCCCAAAGGAGAUCCUCUUCGAUUGUUCUAUGAGAGUAUGUAUGAGGAAAAGAAACGAAAGAACAAGGAAGCAACUCUAGCAGAGACGUGGCUUCUUAUUCACGGACUGUUAGAUGAAGAACAAGCGAAAGUAGUUUUUGAAAAACAACGAAAAGCAAAGGUGAAUCAGAACACGACUACGAAACAAAAAAGCAGAAAAUAGCAAGUUCUUUAGAAAAAAUUGCGUAUUUUAUG
Molecule: messenger RNA, 631 nt
Organism: Galdieria sulphuraria
Lineage: Eukaryota; Rhodophyta; Bangiophyceae; Galdieriales; Galdieriaceae
Exons: 1
Coding region: 105-599 (164 amino acids)
Source: RefSeq, a predicted model, not a curated record